This is a messenger RNA of Linnemannia hyalina, 1260 nucleotides long. Lineage: Eukaryota; Fungi; Mortierellomycota; Mortierellomycetes; Mortierellales; Mortierellaceae. The record is from the annotation of a GenBank genome assembly.
AUGUCAGAUCAACCAACAGUCGUUUAUCAGGCGAUGCCUCCUGAUCAAUAUCCAACCCCUCCACCAAUACCAACAGCACCGCCUCCACCAAUCGUACCCAAUGGUGGCGAUUCGCAGCCCACUUAUUUCACAAACCCCAGCAACCCAAUCUAUCCAACAAGGCCUACUCUACCUACUGGAGGAGGAGGAGGAGGAGAUGACAGCGGUGGAGGAGGGAAUAACCCUGAACCUGAUAAACCGACAUCAUCACAAGCCAGUGCUGACACUACGACUGCAAGCUCCGAAAGCGACAGACCAGAACAAACGACGACGACAUCCAGCCAGCAACAACAAACAACGUCAACACCACCUGCUGCAGGCAAUGGCGGUGUUACUCUCCAACCAGGCGUACCCACUUCAUUUCGUGGUGUCCCCACGCCCACUACCUCUCCAUCAUCGGCAUCAGGAGCAGCAGCCGGUAUUUCGGGAUCUGUCAUUUCUGGAUCCAUGACGGCCGUUGUUUUUAUAUUCGCCUUCUUAGGAGCACUGAUUAUCGGCUUGGUCGCCGGGUUCCUAAUCGCCAAAUAUACCCGUCUCGGUGGCAGUCGAAAGCGCAAGGAACAGAAAGAUCAGUUAACGGAACAGCUUCGUCUGUUGACAGAGAGUAUCGGCCAACAGAACGCGUACAACCAGCACCACAGCCGGCAACAACAACAUCCACAGGAACGGUCAUUCAACUUGGAUCGAUCAUACCUCCAGGAGGACAGGCUGACACAUGCACCUUAUCAGGCGGAGCUGACGCCUCUGUAUAUGAAUCGGUCUUACGCCGCAUACCCUACAACGACCGCCGCCGCCUUAAAUCUGUCACACCCUCAUUCGGCUCCUGAUCAACACAUCUACCAGAACUGGGAUGCUGCAGUAACACCACUGAUUACGCCAGGGACACCAAUGGUAUCGAUCCGACCCGCCACCAUCCCCACCCCCGCAGCAGCCGCAGCAGUACAGGUGGUAGCAACAUCUCGGACACCUCGUCUGGGCAACACGGCAAUACCACUACCCCAUGCAGAUGUCGAAAUCGACGGCCCCAAGGACGAAUGGGCAUCCUCAAGAGCAGAAUCGACCAUUUCCUUGAGCUCAAAGAGCGUCUCCGCCUCAGAAUUGAACGGUUUUGAGAGGAGGCGCCCACAGCAUCGAGUGGAGGGCGAGGGGGAGGAUAGUUUGUUUGGUGAGGGGUUGGAUGUUGUGACACAUAACCCUCAUUCCAUUAGCAGGAUAGAGUAG